AUGCCGAGUGGAAAUGGUGGGGAAUGUGAUGCGGAAUAUAAGGUGGCCUUAGAUCAAGGGGAAUUCAGUCGAACGCAACCAUUUGUCAUGCCGUUGUACGAAAAUCCUCAGCCAGAGAGAAAAGGAGAGUACAUAAAAAACGAGUCUGACAAAUAUUCGGUUGCAAUGGAGUAUAAAACUUUUAAUCUGUGCACAUUGAUCACCGUUUUCAUCACCGUAUCAAAUGCUACACUUUUUGGUUUGAUGCAGGUGCCUGGUGUCUCGGGUACUUCGGAAAGCGGCUUUUACGUCUACUGGAACGUUCCAACCUUCAUGUGUCACCAGUAUGGGAUGUUCUUCGAAGAAGUACGCGAGUUUGGGAUACUGCAGAACAAGAAGGAUCAUUUCCGCGGUGACCAGAUUGCGAUACUUUACGACCCGGGUGCUUUUCCAGCAUUGCUGAAGGACGAAAACGGGCACACUUUGAGGAGGAAUGGAGGUGUUCCUCAGGAAGGAAACGUGACUUUGCACCUGGAACUCUUCCGAGAGCACGUGGACCAGCAGAUCGAGGACGUCAACUUCUCGGGGCUCGCUGUGAUCGACUUUGAAAGCUGGAGGCCCAUAUUCAGGCAGAACUGGGCCUCGCUUGCUCCAUAUCGCGACUUGUCAACGGAAAUUGAAAGAGCCAAACAUCCGUUCUGGGAUAAGAAUCGAGUCGUCAACGAGGCGACGACGCGAUUCGAAAAAUCAGGUCGACUCUUCAUGGAGGACACCUUGCGUCUCGCCCGUACUCUGAGACCGAAAGCGUCGUGGGGCUACUACACUUAUCCUUACUGCUUCAAUUUGACGCCAAAAGUUCCAACGGUUGACUGCAGCCCGAAAAUUUACAAGGAGAACAACAGACUUUCUUGGCUGUUCAACUUGCAGAACGUCCUCCUACCUUCCGUUUAUCUGAGAACAAGUUUGCGUCACAAGGAGAGAAUGGAACUCAUCACUGGCAGACUGACGGAGGCGAUAAGGAUUUCAAACAUGUUUAAACAGACUGCAAAAAAACCAGUGAUGCCUUAUUUUUGGUACAAGUACCAGGAUAGCAACAAUGAUUUCUUGACAAACGAUGACGUGUACGACGGUUUUAAAACAAUAAAAAGUUUAGGAGGAGACGGAAUCGUGAUAUGGGGAAGUUCCAACGACCUGAACACAAAACUGAAGUGUCAGGCGUUCAAGGAUUAUCUGAACGAGACGCUCGGUCCAAUCGCACGGAAAUUCAACGAGGAAAGAUCUCUAUUGGAUUUUAGAGAACUCGAAGAAGAAAAAAAGGGACCUGACUAUUAUACUACGACUGUUUCAACGGAAACGAGUAUGGAGAUUGAAGAAGAGGAGAGUGAGCGGUCGAGUAGUGUGAAAAUCAAUUUUAUAGUGCAAAAUAUUUGACGCUCAUUAGGGUUAUGCGAAAAUACUAAUGUUGUGUAAUUAUUAUAACUGGUCCUAGACCAGUUACUUUGUAAAGCCAGAGCGGCACUGCACUACAGAGAGCGCGAACAAUAAAGUCAAUGGCAACGAACAGUUCGAACUGAUUCGUAAAUUGGGCUCUUCCGUCAAUACAACUGCCAAUGGCUGAAACGACGCGUUUCGCUUAGCUUUCACACAUGUUUCUUUAUGUAAAUAUUUUAUACAAUGUAGUAUUUGCAAGUGUAAGAGUAACGGUCACAUUAUUCUAAGUAAUCAAAGAACUAAAGAAAAAAGUAAAAUAGCUCGAUGUAUAUAUAUAGGCAUAUUGUAAAAAUAAAACUCGAAUAAAUUAUGGCUUACCACCCAA
Molecule: messenger RNA, 1795 nt
Organism: Diprion similis
Lineage: Eukaryota; Metazoa; Arthropoda; Insecta; Hymenoptera; Diprionidae
Product: hyaluronidase B-like
Exons: 5
Coding region: 1-1410 (469 amino acids)
Biological process (GO): hyaluronan catabolic process; carbohydrate metabolic process; defense response
Molecular function (GO): hyalurononglucosaminidase activity
Source: RefSeq, a predicted model, not a curated record